Molecule: messenger RNA, 5424 nt
Organism: Mya arenaria
Lineage: Eukaryota; Metazoa; Mollusca; Bivalvia; Myida; Myidae
Product: cyclin-dependent kinase 8-like
Exons: 13
Coding region: 62-1420 (452 amino acids)
Biological process (GO): protein phosphorylation
Cellular component (GO): nucleus; mediator complex
Molecular function (GO): RNA polymerase II CTD heptapeptide repeat kinase activity; cyclin-dependent protein serine/threonine kinase activity; ATP binding
Source: RefSeq, a predicted model, not a curated record
UACUAUCGUAGUCAAUGUACAAAUGUAGUCAAAUAAAACAAAAAACAAAACGAUUUUUAACAUGGAUUUCGAAUACAAACAACGAACGGCACAAGAGAGAAAGAAAGUUGAAGAUUUGUUUGAUUAUGAAGGUUGCAAAGUAGGGAGGGGCACUUACGGAAGUGUAUACAAAGCUAAGAACAAGGACAGGUUGUCUACCAUUAUCUCCGAUGGAAAAGAGUAUGCCCUAAAACAGAUUGAGGGAACUGGAAUCUCUAUGUCCGCCUGUAGAGAAAUCGCUUUGUUGCGAGAACUGAAGCACCCAAACGUGAUCAGCCUACAGAAGGUUUUCCUCUCACAUCAAGACAGAAAAGUCUGGCUGCUGUUCGACUAUGCAGAGCAUGACCUCUGGCACAUAAUAAAGUUCCAUCGUUCAGCGAAGGCAACUAAGAAGGCUGUGAAUGUCCCCAAGAACAUGGUGAAAAACCUGCUGUAUCAGAUCUUGGACGGUAUACACUACCUACAUGCUAACUGGGUGCUGCACAGGGACUUGAAGCCAGCCAACAUUCUUGUGAUGGGAGAGGGGUGUGAAAGGGGAAGAGUGAAAAUAGCUGACAUGGGGUUUGCGCGGUUAUUUAACGCCCCUCUCAAGCCACUGGCUGACCUGGAUCCCGUGGUGGUGACCUUCUGGUACCGAGCCCCAGAGCUACUGCUAGGAGCCAGACAUUAUACUAAAGCUAUAGAUAUCUGGGCUAUUGGGUGUAUAUUUGCGGAGCUCCUCACAUCAGAGCCCAUAUUCCACUGUCGGCAAGAGGACAUUAAAACCAGCAACCCGUACCAUCACGACCAGCUGGAUAGAAUCUUCAACGUGAUGGGCUUCCCACUAGAGAAAGAUUGGGAGGAUAUACGAAAAAUGCCAGAACAUGGAACAUUAAUGAAAGAUUUUAAAAGAUCGAGUUAUGGUAAUUGUAAUUUAACUAAAUAUAUGGAGAAACAUAAAAUCAAGCCUGAUGGAAAAGCAUUCCACUUGUUACAGAAGCUGCUUACUAUGGACCCAACCAAGCGGAUAACAUCGGAGCAAGCCAUGAGUGAUCCCUACUUCCUUGAGGACCCGAAACCUGCAAAUGACGUGUUUGAGGGCAUGCCGAUUCCAUAUCCAAAAAGGGAGUUCCUAACAGACGAUGAGGAAGACAAGGGCGCCUCCGGAGCAGCCAGCAAACAGCAGACAAAUAACGGGUCCUCCAACCACGGUCAGCAGCCUCCGGCCAAACGAGCGCGGGUAAUGCCCCCUACCUCCUCAACCGCUAGCUCUAUGGUAACCACGGAGUAUCAGCACAUGCACAAUGUCCAGGGCCAAGGCGGGAGCCAGCAGAUGGCCUACAACUCUGGUAGCCUCACUCAAACAUCCUCCACAGCAACAUCAGCAUACCAGCGAUUCUAAAAAAAGAAUUCAUGUUCAAGAAAUAAACAUAGUGACUAUAUGAAAAAGCAAGAUUAUUUUCCUAAAAUAUACUUUUUGUGACUUAAAAUAGACAAGAGUUUUUAUAAACAGACAUGUGAUUGUGAUAUUGAAAAUGGAAUUCUUCUGAAAUGAAAUUGGGAUCAGAAGAUGCAUUGGAUAGUGAAAGUAUAAUUUUAAUGUUAAAUACAGAUAUCAAAUGAUAAUGUUAUUUAUUUUAGCCAUUGUGUUUAUGAUAGAAGAGAUCCUGAAAUUGACACAAGAUAAUAAUAAGAAUCUAUCCCAAAUUUUUAAUGGGGGUAAUAGAACAGACACAGGAUCCCAGAAAUUUCAAUGGGGUUUAUAGAAAUUAUGAGACACUGAAUCCCAGACAUUUCAAUGGGGUUAAUGGAAAUAGACACUGGAUCCCAGACAUUUCAAUGGGGUUAAUGGAAAUAGACACUGGAUCCCAGACAUUUCAAAGGGGGUUAAUAUUAAUAGACACUGGACCCCAGACAUUUCAAUGGGGUUUAUAUAAAUAGACACUGGAUCCCAGACAUUUCAAUGGGGUGAAUGGAAUAAUGACACUGGAUCUCAGACAUUUCAAUGGGGUGAAUGGAAUAAUGACACUGGAUCUCAGACAUUUCAAUGGGGUUAAUUAGAAUAGACUCUUGAUCCCAGACAUUUCAACCGAGGUAUAUGGAAAUAGACACUGGAUCCCAGACAUUUCAAUUGGGGUUAAUAAAAAUAGACACUGGAUCCCAAACAUUUCAACUGGGGUUAAUAGAAAUAGACACUGGAUCCCAGACAUUUCAAUGGGGUUAAUAAAAAUAGACACUUGAUCCCAGACAUUUCAAUGGGGUUAAUAAAAAUAGGCACUGGAUCCCAGACAUUUCAAUGGGAUAAUCGAAAUAGACAUUCAAUUUCUAUGGAGUUAUUGUAUUUAGACACUGGAUCCCAGACAUUUCAAUGGGGUUAAUGAAAAUAGACACUGGAUCCCAGACUUUUCAAAGGGGUUAAUAGAAAUAGACACUGGAUCCCAGACAUUUCAAUGGGAGAAUCGAAAUAGACAUUCAAUUUCAAUGGAGUUAUUGUAUUUAGACACUGGAUCCCAGACAUUUCAAUGGGGUUAAUGAAAAUAGACACUGGAUCCCAGACUUCAAUGGGGUCAAUAGAAAUAGACACUGGAUCCCAGACAUUUCAAUGGGAUAAUCGAAAUAGACAUUCAGUUUCAAUGGAGUUAAUGUAUUUAGACACUGGAUCCCAGACAUUUCAAUGGGGUAAUUGAAAUAGGCACUGGUUACAUUUGAAUUGUGCUGUUCAAACGUUAUUAUAGGAGCAAAGAUGGUAAAAAUUGCUGUAUCAGUAAUUAAUUAUCUGCUGUAGAAUGAGGCACACAUCUUUUAUCAAUUUGAGUUAAAUUGUAGAUAAUUUGCAACAUUUAAAAAGUCUGUUUUCUGGGUCUGAAACUAUCUCAAUAUCAUUUUUACACUGAAAUAUGUUGCCAUUUUGUCUGGGUUCACUUAUGCUUCUAUCCUAUACAAGAAACUUAAAAUUCUUGUACUAUUGUCUUUCAAUUACAAUUUAGUGGUCAACAUAAUAUUUUGUCCAAUGAAAAGGCAGUAAACUUCGAAUUUGCGAGUGCAUUUAUUUCAGUAAAUCAGCAGUCAGCCAUUAUUGAUUGUAAUUAGGUGAAUGGUUAGAUAUAAACUGUGGCUGGCCCAGUUAAUAGAAAGUUUACUCUAUAUUAUGCAGACCACUAAUAAUGUUAAAGAUUGUUGGUUAAGUAUGUACUUACAAAAAAAAUGUGCCGCAUCAAAUCAUGUAAUUUUGUUAAGUCCAUGGUAACAAUCUUUGACCAUUACUUAGUGCUAGUAUGAAAGGUUUUGUUUUGGAAAUGACCUUGGGAGUUUGUGGGAUUUUUAGGCAUAAUGUCUUAUUAUGUGUUUAAGAGUUCUCUUGUUUUAAGAGAGACAUAUGAAUUUUACCUUUUAAAGGGACUAGCCACCAGAUGAUACCAUUGCAAAAAAAAAGAGAAAAUAGUAAAAAACUUACAUAAAAUUGACAUCGUUAUGUACAAUGCGCUGAAUCUUACUCACUGAUGUAUCACAUCGCUUACGACACAAGUAUCUUUCGCAGUUUUUAUGUAUUUUUCCAAUUCGAAAUUUACUUGGUCUGUCUACCACAUAAAUUUAAAAAUUGUGUUUGUGUAUUUAUCUGUACUAAACAUAUGACUUUACUGGGAAACCAUUAUGCGCUAUUUUUAAACUUGUAAAUUCAGCUAAGACAGCGACAAAAUAUUCUUUUAGUCAUGUAAAAUGAUGCAUUAUCGGCAUCAUAGUAGCUCGUAUUGACAAUUCUAGACUUGUUUUGAGGAAAUACUUUAUUUGCUGGUUUUGGGACCAUCUGGUGUCUAGUCCCUUUAAAUCUCAUUUGAAGAUGAGCAAUACAGUAUUGUGAACACACUUUGUCCAUAUAGGCUACCUCUCGGCAACUCACUCACCUUUGUUUUCCACUCAUCAUUGUUUUCAAUGUUUGUGAAAUAAAUAUGGUAAGUCAUCCAUUAUUUAUACAAACAAUUGCUACUGGUAAAGUUUCAUUUUAAAGUAGCAAAGUUUUUAUAUUUUUAAAGGAUUUCACUGAGAGCUUUUUCGAUAUAGGCAUUAUGUUAUUUAAGAAACAAAUUCAUAGAAUUAGUAUACAUAGUAAAACUUUAUUUUAUUAUAUCAUAUAUGGUAUAAGCAGCACAAAAAAAUAAUAUAAUGGUUAAUCAAUACAUGUUUAUUAGACAUAGAAAUAAUAUAAUAAUAAUUGAUGUUAAAAGAAGCUUACACAUCUUUGCAAUCUUAAUGUUGCAUGGCGUACUUUAAUGUUUGUCUCGUGGAUAUUUAAGGUAAGUUUCAAAAAAAUUAUAAAGUCCACAGUAAAAAAUUGAAAACAUUCUUAUUACAAGUAUGUCAAUGCUGUAACAUUUUAGGUUAUAGAAAUUAGGAGAAUUUCUUUUUAUUGGGCAUUAUGGCUUUCUUGUUUUGAAUAUUUAAGCAACUCAAAGCUUUUUUAAGAGGGUGAGCGUGACCUAGUUGUAUAUUAGGGAUGUGAUUUGUCAUCGGAUUUCCUCAAAGUUAAUGGUUCUGGGGGCAAUUUUUUUUUUAAAAAUGAUUAAAAAAUGUUAACUGGCUGCUUUUUGUUGACACUCAUGUUUUACUUCAAAGUUGAAGUCAGUAGAGCUCUCAAAAUUGCCUCUAAAAAGCAGUUUUGCUCCAGCAGCAUGUUGCUUCACCCCCUUUUUACUUCCAUUGUAGGGGCAAAGAGCCCCUAGAACCCAUUGCUGAUAUCGUCUCAGCCAUUCAUUUGUCAGGUUAAUCACAUCCCUGUAUAAUAGUGCUCGCAUCUCACCCAAGAGGUUGUGGGUUUAAUCCCCACUAGGGGUACUUUCUCAUGGCCUCUUAAAAGAUACAUAGGCGGAAUUCAUAAAACAUCUUAGGUUAUUUCCUAACUGAAGACAUUUCCCUUACGUAGUAUCUCUCUUCGCAUAUGGUAUUUUUACUUCAUAAUAUCUGAUAUACUUUAUUUUCAAUGAUUUUAUCAGUAAUGCAUACUUUAUAUUAAAAACACUUUUACCCGGUACUUUUCUUUUAAUUUGACUAUGAAAAUUCGAGAAAAAGGACUUCGAGGAAAAUGACUUGAGAAGUUUUAUGAAAUACUGCCCCUGGUGAUUUUGUAUUAGCUUCAGCUUUCCUUACAAUUGAGGUUAAGAAAUAAGUAUGAAUUAAAGCUACCAUAAUCACUUGGCAUAAUGUCAUGAUCUGACAACAUAAUUGUAGUGUUCUAUUGUUCUUUAUUAUUUCUGUAGUCAUUUGACAUCAUUCUAUUGUGAUGUUUUAUUACUUACAAGUAUACACUAACAGUGUUCAAUUGAUACACUUCAAAAUGUGUAACUGUUCAAAUGUGCACAUUUUGAAACAUAGCAUUGCAUAUCAGAAAAUAGAAAAAUAAAUGAUUACAUA